AUGCUUCUCCGGAAAGACCGCACCUUAACUAUCCAUACGUGCAGUGAUGUUCUACGAAGACACGAACAGACUCACCAGGAGUUUGAUGGAACUCAAACCGAGCUCGAUGAAGUUGGCGGCACUAAAUCCCGAAGGCCGAGAACUUCAAUUGCAUGCGAUUCCUGCGCAAAGGCGAAAGUCCGGUGCAAUGGCCAACUUCCUUGUGACCGUUGUGUCUCUAAGGUCUUGCAUUGUAGUGCAAAUAGGCCAAACAUCUUAGGCGGACGGCGACGUCCACUGCCGCCCGCAUCUUCUUUGGACCCCUCGCCGAGCGACGAGAUGACCUCAAUGACAAAUAUAAAUGGGCAUGACCAUGCCUCCGUUGUAGUGUCACAAAUGGGCCUACCAGCCGAAAUUAUACCCACACAAAUGUUGGGGAAUUCGUCAACUUCUGAUAGCUACCAAACAAACUCGGGAGCACUGGGACGAGUUUCAUGGUUCGCUCACGAUUCUACCACACCAAAUUCCGUCGAGAACUUGUCCCAACGAAACCAGGACCAGCGAGAGGCUUCCAUUGCCUCGAGUGCCAAGCUAGAUCCUAGCUGUGCUGCAUCCCCGUUGCAAUUUGAGACGGCGGACGCUCGCGAAUUGAAUACGGAAUAUCGAGAUUUGUAUUUUCCAUGGACCGAAUCUUGUGUGGGCCUUGUUGACGCGGACCCGUCCAUGGUGCCCGAUUUCCCAAACUUCUUCUGGUUGCCAGAGGAGAGUUUCCAAUUAGAUAAUUUCCUAGACGAAAACGCGACCGUAGAGAGACAUAUCAAACCUCAACAAGCCACGUCAGACAGGUUACAAAAGAUCGCGGUCAAAAAGAAAAAUACAUGUCCAUAUUCAAACUCUCCGUUCGUUUACAACUUCAAGAAGGGGCCUCCAAUCAAGAUUCUGCAGAUUUGCGAGUUUUUGCAUGAUCAUUCUAGCUGGAAGCGGAUUAAUAAGUUGAAACCACCUCUAAUCCCACAGGGCCUACCAAUAAUGCAAGUUGGUGAGCAGCUCAGAGAUGCCUUAUCUGCGAGGAUACAUGGCAUGCUUUAUAAAGCGCCGAAUCAAGACUAUUCAGGAUUCAUACCUCAUCAGUUCCCUCCUCUCGAUUCGCUUCAAUAUUUUUUCCAGACUUAUCAACGCAACUUCUCAACUCUCUAUCCUAUCGUUCACCCUACCAGCUGCAUGAACUCCAGAUUGAAUAAGCCAGAGCCCUAUGAAGAUAUGGGUAUAUUUCUGACUUCAAUUUUGACCCUUGGUUGUCUGAUGUCCCCGGUUUCAGAAGCCCAGAGGUUCUCUGUGGAAUUGUCCUAUCUCAUUCGAGUCACCGUCACUGAGGCCGCAGAACGAGACGAGACUUCCCUCACCGACGUGUGGACCAUUAGUUGUCUUAUCUUGGUGACUAUCUUCAGUGCAUGGUCAGGCAUUCAGAGACACUCAGAGCUAGUCGAAGCAUUCCACAGUACCCAUACUGCAAUUUUGGUACGUAGAGGCUACUACAAGCCCCUUACCUCCCACAGCCUUGGUAGCCGUGAUGAGCUAGAUAUGUCGUGGCCUAUGUGGAUUAAACGGGAACGACUCGUAAGAAUUCGCUGCCCCAUGCCGUCCUCGGAUGAGCUAUAUUUCUCACAAAGCGAAGAAGAAUGGCAAGCUGUGAUUGAUGACUGCAGUAUGGAACGAGAGUCAACUACUAAGCUGCAUCCGCCGUCGCUCGCUGCCUUCUACCAACUCUUUCUUCGCCAUGACUUUCUGCAUUUAAAGCUUGCUGUCACACCACUCCAACUACGUCUUCUGCUGUGCACCAUUCAGACACAAAUCGUGGAUCAUGCCCUUAACAAUCGUUUCCUUGCCCUCAAUGAUCAGCUUGAAGCUUCAGGGAAAUCGCAUACGGUCAUGAGCUCUGCUUUUCUUCGUACGGAGGAGCUGGAGAGCAUGUUGAAUAAGUGGCAUGUGCUGCAGCGCCGCGUCUUUGGUCCCCGCUGUCGAACCCAGUUGUCUAUAUCGUGGAAGGAUGGCCAUGCAUCAGGAAGGCCUUUGGUACCACAGCUUCAGCAAUGGGCACAAUCUUCCGCCGCUAGGAGAGCAAUUGCACAUGCUGGGCAGGUUUUCAAGAUUCUACAAUGGUCGGGCAUUGAUGUCGUACGCCCCAUCUGGUGGCCAUUGGCCGCUUGUCGCGUAGCAUUGGUCAUUUGGUGUUAUGGCAUAGGCCUUUUUCUUUCAACUGGCAGCGCAGCGGGCAUUGACGAGGCAGCGUUAAACAGGGCUCCCUUCAUUUCUUUGAAUCCUGCUGGCGAAGGUUUGGAGGCCCAUGGAAGGGUUAUCUAUGAAGGCGAGGGCCUGCCCUGUAUCGAAGAUUCUGAUGGGAAGUUAACACCGCUGCAUCGUACUUCCGAUAUGCUGGACGUAUUCUUGAAACAUCUCCAAGAUGGCAGAAGCACAAGUUCGCCCCUAUGUGAAACUGUCUAUCGUUUCCUGGAGGAUAUAAAACGCUGCGGAGUACCUUACUCCAAGGCGUGA
Messenger RNA from Venustampulla echinocandica, 2532 nucleotides. RefSeq lists its product as uncharacterized. NCBI's taxonomy places the organism in Eukaryota, Fungi, Ascomycota, Leotiomycetes, Helotiales, Pleuroascaceae. Gene Ontology annotation, biological process: DNA-templated transcription; regulation of DNA-templated transcription. The record is from RefSeq and is a predicted model, not a curated record. The transcript is spliced from 5 exons. The coding region runs from base 1 to 2532 and encodes 843 amino acids. Gene Ontology annotation, molecular function: DNA binding; DNA-binding transcription factor activity, RNA polymerase II-specific; zinc ion binding.